GACACUGCCAGACAGCAUGACAGCACGGCGCGCCUCCUCGAUAUAUUGGCACCGCCGCCGCCCUGGCUGCGCCUGCGCGUGCCGGGCUGUCGCACCGCUCCCUCGAUGCUUGGAUCAGCUGUCUGGCCCUUGGCUACACUAUGUAACAGUCGCACCUAUGUACGCGUCGUCUCCAGUGUCUCCACUGCUCAAAUUAAACGUAGCUUGACACAACUGAUACAAGCCGCUGAUCGACCUGCACAUCCCUGUCCAACAUGGCUGCACGACGAGCCAUCUUAAACGUCGACCUGCCCAUUCGGUCCUGCCUGCAAUUGCAAGUCCUGUCGCCGCCCGCUCCUUCUCUGUCGCCGCCCGCUCCUUCUCUGUCGCCGCCCGCUCCUUCUCUGUCGCCGCCUCGUGCCCUGCCCUCUCGCUCUGCGCCAUGCACUGAUCCACUCCUUUGAAAAAGUCUCGCUCGUUCCCCAGCUGCCAUGCUUGCGACGAGAAAGCGGCCGCUGCCGCUGCUGGCUGCCCUUGCGCUCGUUCUCGUCAUCGUCUUCUACCAUCGGGACCGUGCCGACCGUCUGUACCAGCAAUGGUCGACCUCCAUCGAGUCGCACCCCAUGAAGCUGCCUGCGAACAGCACGCUUGGCUUUGGUGCUGUUGUCGUCGUCUCGCAGGAGAGCUCUGAACGCCGCCAUGCCCUGCUGCAAGCUGCCAACGUCACCGACGUGGACCUCACCAUUCCAGCGCAGCCGCAGUGGACCGAGGGCGAUGUUGAACGCUUCAUCAACGGUCAAGACAACGUUCAAAGAGGCUCAAUACUAGCGUGGUUGGGUCACCACAACGCUCUCCGCUGGUUCUUAGACUCUGGACUCGAGACUGCACUCAUUCUCGAAGAUGACGUCGACUGGGACGUUCGUCUUCGCAGCGUUCAGAUUCCGCUAGCCGCAAGCGCCGCCCGCCAGCUUCUGCCACCACAGCGAUCGUAUCAUCCGUUCGCGAACUUUGGCAGUAAGCACGUGCAGUAUUGGGGCAAUCACGAUGAGUGGGAUCUACUCUAUCUAGGCCAUUGCGGUGAUUAUUUCGACGAAAUCACCGAGGACGGACCAAAAACAACGAACAAGCGCUACAACCUGACUGACACACCUCACGUGUUGUACAAGGACUACACGCUGCCUAUGCGAUCCGACCUGCACCCUUUCACGCAAGCUCUGUUUGGCGCACUACAGAUGCCUGCGCACUCGCGCAUCUUCCACCGAUCCAAAUUUCCGCUCUGCUCGUUCGGCUAUGCUGUGACGCGCCCGUCCGCUGAGCGUCUGCUUAGUGAUCUCGCACCGCCGAAGCUCCGUAAGAAGGGACCUCGUGCGUUUGACGUCUCGCUCCUGCACGCGUGCAACAAAGGGUCUAAGACACCCUCACCCACCGUAAGAUGGAACAAUCCCAAGCCACACCCCGACCCAAAUCUACGACACAGGUACGCAAGUCCGGGUCUCCGCUGCUGGACAUUCAACUCUGAGCUGUUUCACCACAUGCCAGGCCAGAGCGAGAUUGCAGAAAUCGGCGCAAGAGCUGGAGAAGAAGAGGCUGGAAUUCCACCUGUCGAUCUGGCUGGCCAAGCACAGGUCCUCUACCGAAACGAAACGACCAAUAUCGACUGCGGAUUUUGGAGCGGCGCAUUCGCGUUUGACAACACCAACACCGACGAACUGCGCACCUUGCAACAGAAAGUCGGCAGAGAAGGCAGAUGUCUGAAAGAAGGGCGACGAGAAACCGACGAUGCACUCCAGAAGCUCAUGGACUAGAGGCCCGGAGCCGAGCAGUGGUCACGGCCGCAAGCUCAUUGACUGAGCUAUAACAUCAACUGUAUAUAUAACAUACCAGCAGCAUUUCUUAGCGAUCGAUAGCGGCGUCACCAGGGAGUUCACGGCGUCCAUUGGGCAUGGCAUGUCCACAUGAUGAUUCCCGGAUACCAAGCAGCAAGACUGCACAUAUGGCGCAUAUAGGUUUUUUUGGUUUCGCUCGGAUCUUGGAUUCGAACUGCACUUCAGAGCAGAAGCAUGAACACACACAGCCGCAUUGAUACCACAGUAGAUUUAGAGUUUUAACAAUCAAGUACCCACAUCUGUCACUCA
Molecule: messenger RNA, 2114 nt
Organism: Boeremia exigua
Lineage: Eukaryota; Fungi; Ascomycota; Dothideomycetes; Pleosporales; Didymellaceae
Exons: 2
Coding region: 471-1784 (437 amino acids)
Source: RefSeq, a predicted model, not a curated record